UCAUGUUGUCCAAGUACAAGCUAGACUGCUGUCUAGGAGGCGCGGUGGAAAUGGUGAACAUCUCCACCGAGGAGGCCUCUGUGACGACCGACCUGGCCAUGAUUGCCUCCGCUGAUGUGGCCUCUGUAACGGCUGAUUUCACCAUGAAUGUGUCGAUGACGAGGACGAUGAGGCAUGCCAGGGGGAGGUGGAGGAGGAAGAAGAAGAGGGAGACAAUUUGAAGAAGAAGAGGAAGACAAGAAGGAACAGGAGGAAGAAGAGGGAAACAAGGAGGAAGAGGAAGAAGAAGAGGGAGACAAGGAGGAAGAGGAGGAAGAAGAGGGAGACAAGGAGGAAGAGGAGGAAGAAGAGGGAGACAAGGAGGAAGAGGAGGAAGAAGAGGGAGACGAGGAGGAAGCGGAGGAAGAAGAGGAGGCAGUUGAAGGAGGUAUGAUGUAGUAGAAGACGCAGUGUGCACAGAAUUAGCAUUCGGCAACGCGUGAGCAAUUACCCAG
This is a messenger RNA of Chara braunii, 494 nucleotides long. Lineage: Eukaryota; Viridiplantae; Streptophyta; Charophyceae; Charales; Characeae. The record is from the annotation of a GenBank genome assembly.